Messenger RNA from Ectocarpus sp. CCAP 1310/34, 2388 nucleotides. The record is from the annotation of a GenBank genome assembly. Lineage: Eukaryota; Phaeophyceae; Ectocarpales; Ectocarpaceae.
CUCAGACACCCCAGCGGAUACUACAAGCAGUAGAACAAACGAUGUCUUCGACCACCUUCGAGGAACGUAAGAGUGUCACUCUGGCGGCCUGCUUCAACGACAAGCGUUGCCAUCGGCGCCUGAUCGGCCAUCGAGCUCGCACGUUUGAUUUUCAGUUCCACCCAACAGAAGACGCCGCUAUAUCAGCGAGCGAGGACGGGACGGCCCGCGUGUGGGACCUCAGCAGCGGAAGGUGCGCCAAGUCCCUUGAGGGGCACAACAAAAAACACGAGGUGUUGCGGGCGUGCUGGGCGCCGCCGGGGGCGGCGAACGACUCGGUCUCCGUUGCUACCGGCUCGGCCGACGGCAUCGUCCGCCUGUGGGGCAUACGGCAUGGCGACGGCAGGGACGGAAAGAGCGGGUUAGACCGAUACCAAUCCCUCACGGUCGUGGGGCAGCUGCGGCAUCGCAACGAGGCGAAAGGGCUCGACGGCCAGGUCUACUCUUGCCACUUCAUUCCCGCCCCCAGCGACGGCGCACCGCCAUCAUCGGCAGCGGCGAUGUGUCUGCUCACAGCUAGCGACAGCAGCGUUCACCUGUGGGACGUCGAGACGCGGAAGCGUGUAUCGUCCCGAGCCCUGUCGAAAGUCGGGGCACAUUCCAUCGGCGGGGAGCGGAACCCGGACGACCUCGCGUUCGUGUUCGAUGCCAAGCCUCGCCCGGGGUCGGGGAGCUCCGUUCUCGCCGUCGCCCUAAGCGACGGCACGGUGAGGGUCGGGGAUGUCCUCCAAGAGGGCGAAAAGGCCGCGGUGCUGCGAGGAGUCACCGACACCCAUCUCACGAGUUUGGCGUGGUCGGACGAUGGGACGGUCUUGGCUUCGUGCGGGGGAAACGGAACGAUUACGGUGUGGGACACGAGAACCUGGACGGUAAGGUCGGUCUUGUGGGGCCACUCGAGACCGGUGUACGGGGCGGCCUUCUACCCCUGUGCUGGCAACGGCGGGGGAGGAGCGGCGGCGGCGGCGGCGGCGGCGGCGGCAACAUCGGGACAAGACUGCCCGCCACAGCUCUUGCUGUCGUGGUCUAGCGACGAGACCGUGUGCGCUUGGGACACAGGAAGAGCCACCGGUGACGCGACAGCCCCGCUCGCAACCCUUUCAGUCGAUAAAGGGUUUCCCGUAUACAGUUGCUCGGUCUCGGCCGAUGGCCGGAGGUUUGCCUUGGCGGGAGGAGGCGGAGAUGAGAAGAGCGCCGGCUUCCUCGGCGUUCCCAUCAAGCUCGUGGAUCUGAGCGACGAAGCGAGAGCGAAAGACGGGAAAGACAGUUGUGCCGACAAUGGGAGCAAUAAACCAGCACAGGGAUGACUGUUACUGCUGUGCAUGUGAUAUGCUGCGGUCGUUCGAUCUUAGCCUAUGUUAGUGUAUUUACUAUCGGGGGGAUUUUCUCAUGGUCUGAGUGUGCCGUGACUCGGGCGAAGUAUUAGAACCUAAGUGGGGAAUGUAUCUGGUAGAGAUAACAAUAGCGAGCGGGAAUACAUCGGUGGUACUCAUCGGCAGUCUUUUUGGUGCUGUGCUUCAAGAGGGCGUCUCCGCUCGUCUCCUCUGUUUUAUCCAUCAAAAGCAAAGUAGUACUUUUCAUGCCUACCAGCUAACCUGAGGAAUUAAAACAACAUUUUUUUCGUCGAAGAAUUGACGAGGACAAGCCUUCCUUACCGAGCGUGGCUUUCGCGCAUGACCCGCACGCCACAACCUGAAGCGCAAGGCGUGCAUGGGUAAACGUACGCCUCAAAAUGGCGUCGUAGUUCAGAGCGUAAUGGCAAACAGUAGGCUCAUCGCGGUCGAGAUUGCAUAAGAGCAGUUCUGAUGCUGAAAAAUGAAAAGCCGCUCCCGAUCGUUGUUGUUGUUGUUGUUGUUGUUGUUGUUGUUGUUGUUGUUGUCUUCACAUUAAAAACCGUUCCGUUCUCUCUGCCCACUUGCUCUGUCCGUACUAGUCUAACAAUUGACGGGGUCGAUUCCCGUGGUCACAGGUUAGCUUACCCAAAAAAAGAGGUACACGAACAUGAAAUGGACCCGAAGGGUCUGCAAGCCACUUGAAGCCAACGACAGAUAGUCUAGGCCACACCGCUCGCCUCUACACGCUAUGCGAGGCAACCCUAGAUUGGAAAAAGAAUUAAAGAAAGAGAAAGAAAAAGACAAAAGAAAAAGAAGAGAGCAGAUGGAGAAUCGGGAAAGAGAAGGAGUAAGACACGAGACGGAGAAAGACACACGCCGUAGCGACAAACAACAAACAAACAUGACAGAACAAAACAACACAAAACACAACACAGCACAAAGCGGGCCACCCGAGCCAGCAAAUGGAGGUCAUCGCUCGCGGGGGGUUGGUGCAAUGGUGCAGUGCCGGGGGGGGGGG